AGGGCGCAGCCCUGAGGCUCCCGGCCCGCGAUCCCGGACUCUGGGUGUUUGUGGCUCGGGCCUUGGGCGCUGUGGGCCGACUCUCCCCAUCACAGAGAGAGAAAGAGAGAGGCAGAGACACAGGCAGAGGGAGAAGCAGGCUCCAUGCAGGGAGCCCGACGUGGGACUCGAUCCCGGGACCCCAGGAUCACGCGGUGCUAAACCGCUGAGCCACCCCGGGAUCCCCCGGAAGGCAUUUCUGAGUCCUUUGCUUCCUAUUGAUAGCUCCAAGCCGGGUUGGCUGAUUCUAUAGGAAUUUUGUGAGAAUCACAAUCAUGCAUGGAAAAAAUGCCUUCUAAAUUCUUACACACUCCCCCCAAAUUCUGACACAUUCCCCAAAGAUAGCUGCUCUUCACCAUCAGUAGCCAGCCUGAUUUUCCAAAUGGCUGCAGCUCCUCAAGCACCGGGGCGGGGUUCCAUCCGGAAGACAAGACCUUUAACUGUAAAGACAUCGUUAAACAACCCAUAUACUAUCUGCUGGACUACUCUAGAGAGAGAAGACAUGCACUUCAUAUUACAGACACUUCAAGACAGAUUUAAAUCUCUUGGGCUUCAGAAGAUUGAGGAUAAGAAGAGAAAGAAAAAGCAGUUUUUAAAAAAACAAAGCCCAGACAAAUGUAGCACAGAAGUUGAUAUGAGCGAGGAUCUGAAAGAGAAACAACCAGAAGAUAAUGAGCAAGGGUCAGGGUGGACUCCUGUGCUCGUCAGGAGGCAGCUUGCCAUCGGUGUUAAUGAAGUGACCAGAGCCCUGGAAAGGAAUGGGCUGCUGCUGGUCCUCGUGUGUAAGUCAGCCAAGCCUGCCAUCAUCACCUCCCACCUGAUUCAGUUGAGCUCCAGCAGAUCAGUGCCUGCUUGUCAGGUUCCCCGUCUCAGUGAGACACUCGCACCUGUCAUUGGCUUAAAAUGUGUCCUGGCCUUGGGGUUCAGAAAGGACACCACGGCUUUUGUUGAGGAGGUAAAAGCCAUAAUUCCCCGAGUACCCAGUUUACAUGUACCAUGGCUGCAUGGGCAGCCUAAAGAGGCCUGGGAAAAUGUAGACACUGAAUCUCUGGAAAGCCAGGACAAGGAGAUUUUAGAAACUUCCUUUGAAGACCCCUCUAAACGUAAAAAGAAGCUUGUGGAAGGUCAGCAGGCUAUAGUGUUACAACCCCUGAAAAUAAAGAAAGUGAUUCCAAACCCCAGUAAGAUAAGGAAACCACCCAAAAGUAAAAAACCAACUUCAAAGUAAUCUAUAAACUUGUAGUUUCCUACAGCUGUAAAAAGACACUCUGUAAAGAAGCCUUAAAACGAAUAAAAUAUGUUAUUUUUAUA
Nyctereutes procyonoides (raccoon dog) is the source of this 1350-nucleotide messenger RNA. RefSeq names its product ribonuclease P/MRP subunit p38 (gene RPP38). The transcript is spliced from 4 exons. Gene Ontology annotation, molecular function: ribonuclease P RNA binding; ribonuclease P activity. The record is from RefSeq and is a predicted model, not a curated record. Gene Ontology annotation, cellular component: fibrillar center; ribonuclease MRP complex; nucleolar ribonuclease P complex. Lineage: Eukaryota; Metazoa; Chordata; Mammalia; Carnivora; Canidae. Gene Ontology annotation, biological process: tRNA 5'-leader removal. Bases 422 to 1267 code for a protein of 281 amino acids.